This is a messenger RNA of Folsomia candida, 2522 nucleotides long. Its product is annotated as methyl farnesoate epoxidase. Gene Ontology annotation, biological process: xenobiotic metabolic process. Gene Ontology annotation, molecular function: iron ion binding; heme binding; oxidoreductase activity, acting on paired donors, with incorporation or reduction of molecular oxygen, reduced flavin or flavoprotein as one donor, and incorporation of one atom of oxygen. Gene Ontology annotation, cellular component: cytoplasm; intracellular membrane-bounded organelle. The record is from RefSeq and is a predicted model, not a curated record. The transcript has 7 exons. NCBI's taxonomy places the organism in Eukaryota, Metazoa, Arthropoda, Collembola, Entomobryomorpha, Isotomidae. Bases 165 to 1649 code for a protein of 494 amino acids.
AAGUUAUUACACUUCAAGAGGUGAAGGUCUCACCAGUUAAGAAGUUUUAAAGACAGUUUUUGAAACAAGGUUUCCAUUUUUGGGAUAAAUUCCCAUCUUUUAAAACAACUUUUUAGUAUUUGACUCCAGUUUUUCGAAUUUUUAACCUGCCAAAAUUUUCGAAAAUGACUCCACUCUCGUUUCUCCUGACAGUAUUUUUGUUCGCCUUGGCCUGGCUGGUGCUGACUAAGGGGGGAAAGAAAUCUAAGGGAAAAUUCCCUCCAGGUCCCCGGGGACUUCCACUUCUCGGAAAUUUGACACAAGUAGGAUGCCGAAUGCAUGUCGUCCUGCGAGAAUGGGCUAAACAAUACGGGAGCAUAUUUAGCAUUCAGCUCGGUCUGGAAAAAAUCGUGGUCGUGGACGACUACAAAUUGAUGAAGGAAAUCUUUAACGAACCAGCGUUCUCUGGCAGACCGCAGAACGAAGUCUUCCUCGGCAUGUCGCAGGGCAAUUAUGGAGUUAUCAAUUCUGAGGGCAGCACUUGGGAGACGCAACGCCGUUUCACGCUCCGACAUCUGCGAGACUUCGGGUUUGGGAAGAACUACAUGGAAAAUUUGAUCCAGGACGAGGUCAAGGAGAUUCUCGACUGGUUGAAGGGCGAAGAAGGUCGUCUCGUCAAUCUCAAUAGGAAAUUCAGCCUCGCCGUGUUGAAUGCUCUGUGGUCAAUUACAAGUGGGAAACGGUACCCGCAAAAUGAUUCCACUCUGACAAAUAUGUUGGACAGCUCGAUUCGAGCGUUCAACUCACUCUCGGAGACGGGGCUGCUGCUUUUCGCCCCCUGGGCGAGACAUUUAGCGCCCGGAUUGACGGGGUGGAACACUCUGCAGGCAUCGAUAGGAGAAAUGACUUCAUUUUUUAAGAAGACCGUCCACGAGCAUAAGGAAACUUUUAGUGGGGACCAUAUCCGAGACUUUGUUGACCACUAUAUUCAAGAAAUUGAGGCGACGACCGACCCCAAGUCAAGUUUUCAUCAAGAGGAGGGAUAUAAACAUUUAAGCGCGACUGUGGGCGACUUAUUCCAAGCGGGGGCCGAGACCACGUCGACCACGCUGGUCUGGGCGGUCCUCUAUCUCACGAGUCAUCCCACAAUUCAGGAAAAAAUGCAGGAGGAGAUUGACCGUGUCGUUGGAAAUUCAAGGCUACCCACGCUACAAGACCGGGCAAGCAUGCCUUACACAGAAUCCGUAAUUUUUGAAGUCCUCCGAAUGUCCUCUCUCGUUCCGUCGGGUCUAUUUCACAGGGCCAUUGAAAACAAAGAGUUUCACGGCUACGUCAUCCCGAAAGGGACGUGGAUCAUCGGGAAUUUGUGGUCGGUCCAUAAUAACCCCGAGAUUUGGGGUGACCCCGAGAACUUCCGGCCGGAACGGUUCCUCUCAGAAGACGGAACCAAGGCAAAGAAACAUGAGGCCUUGGUCCCUUUUCAAGUCGGAAAACGUGCCUGUUUAGGCGAACCCUUGGCGAGGGACACGAUAUUUCUAUUUCUUGCCAGCAUUUUUCAAAAAUUUCAAGUUGGUCCGGAUCCAGAGAAUCCGAAGUUAGAUUUUGAACCAAUGAUUGGAUUCAUACUAGUACCCAAACCGUUUAAUGUCGUGAUGAAGGAGAGGCACUAGCGUAAUUUGGGAGGAUUAAGACUGUGAUUUUUAUACUUUUUAGUAAAAUAAGUUUGUGAUUGCAGUGAGAUUAGUAUUUAUGUACAUAUGAAACUUAAUUAAAAUUUUAGCUCUAAAUGUUAUGAGCAGUAGUACAUUUAAGUUAAAUUUUAAUUAUUUAAUAAAAUACAGGAAAACUUUUGACUUGAAGAUUUUUGACUACCAAUUUUAUUCCUAUUAUUGAAAAUUGAAAAUUGAAUGUUACGAUUUAAUCUGACCUGUAUGAAAAAAAUAUAAACGUUUCUGCAAAUUAUCAUAAAUGAUGUAAAACUUUCUCAGUUUUUGUUUAUUAAUUUUACCAAAAAAUGUAUGAAAUGGUACUCGCUUUAAUUGAUAAAUACAAGACAUACAUUUUUUGGUAAAUUCUAAAAUUUCCUGGUAGAAGGAAGGAGACUUGCGUAAUUUAAGGAUUAAGACUAAUUAUUUGAAUUUGUUUACAAGUUUAUUAUUUCAGUUAUGUAUGUAUGAACAUGAUUUAAUAUUUUGGCUCUAUGUUGCAUUGCAUUCAAGGUAGUAAUAUUUGAACUAUUUAAUAGUAAGUUAAAUUUUUGUUUUGAUACAUUGAACAUUUUAUUGUUAGACAAUUAAUGCAAGAGUACAAAUCCUGUAUUGAAUAUGAAGAACAGAAAAUAUCCUAGCAAAUAUCUUAGCAAAUAUCCUAGCGUGAAUAGCAGAAACCUAUGAUACCAAUGAAUAAUACAACUUCUUGUAAGUUCUGGUAAAAGAUGUCGAAUUUACUCACUUUGUAUUUCUUAAUUUUUAUCAGUCAUAUUUUAUGACUCGUAAAACAUGCACGAAAUAAUGCUUGAAAUAAAUAUGCACGUUUUUUUGGGA